Podospora anserina S mat+ is the source of this 477-nucleotide messenger RNA. RefSeq lists its product as uncharacterized. The record is from RefSeq and is a predicted model, not a curated record. The transcript has a single exon. Bases 1 to 477 code for a protein of 158 amino acids. NCBI's taxonomy places the organism in Eukaryota, Fungi, Ascomycota, Sordariomycetes, Sordariales, Podosporaceae.
AUGAUCCUCAGCUGCUUCACCCAGCCCACGCAGGUCUUCCGAUCCGUCUACGAGAACCUCGCCCCCGGAGGCUACGUCGAGAUUCAAGACCUCUGCGUCGAGAUCCACUCCCCAGACGGCUCCGCCUCGGGCACGUCGUUUGAAAAGAUUGUUGAUCUGUUCAACCAGGGUUCCCUCAAGUCUGGUAUCAGCAUGACCAAGUCCAAAAACUACAAGAAGUGGCUUCAAGAGAUUGGAUUUGUGGAUGUGGAGGAGCGGCUGGCGGAGCCGGGCUUGCCGACGACGGGAUGGCAUGAGAAUGAGAGGGAUAGGGAGAUUGGCGAGAUGGGGAGUGUCUCGAUUCAGACAUUCAUCCGAAAGGGAAUGCCGGCUUAUUUGAGGGCUGCGGGGUUGGACGAGGUUGGUCUCCAGGAGCUGACGGAGAAGGCGGUGGCCGAGUUGAAGAGUGGUGAGGUGAGGGCGUAUUAUCCUUUGUGA